This is a messenger RNA of Xenia sp. Carnegie-2017, 2984 nucleotides long. Its product is annotated as SH3 domain-containing protein 19-like. The record is from RefSeq and is a predicted model, not a curated record. NCBI's taxonomy places the organism in Eukaryota, Metazoa, Cnidaria, Anthozoa, Malacalcyonacea, Xeniidae. Bases 233 to 2791 code for a protein of 852 amino acids. Gene Ontology annotation, molecular function: protein binding. The transcript is spliced from 12 exons.
ACCAUACCCUGAGCAAAGUUCGGAUUAAGGUUUCGUGUCUUAGAAUGACGCAAGUACUGUAGGAAAGGAUAAAAUCUCAAGGCAAACUGAUAACAGAAAGUCAAAGUAUCAAUUUCACACAAUAGAAAUGAUGAGAGGUCUUAAUUAUUUUAAAGUAAAGAUGGGCUCAACAUAAUCCUUUCUUAAUGGUCUGUGGUCUUGUUGAAAUGACUUACAUCGUUUAGAAUAUGAUAUGGCAGAGGCUAGUUUAAGGUCUGCUCCACCACCAGUUCCACCGAGGAUUGACUUGGGCGAAACAGAAGAAGAUUUAUACAAUGGCCACGAUAAAGUUGCUUGGAGUGCAUCAAAUACCUCUACUGAAGAAAAAGAACCGAAAAUACGCAAUUCUAACACGGAGAUGAAGGUUCCACCAAGACCUAAGAAGGCUCAAACUGUGGCAAAGGCAAUUGCUAAAGAAUCAGGUCAUAAUGCAGGUCGUGCUUCCAACAAUCAAAAAAAACCCGAGCAAAAGAAGAACCGUCCUGUCAUCACUAUUGUCUCCGCUCAACCAAUGGAUCAGAGUGCUGCUUUUCCUAAUCGAAUGCCUUUUGACAAGAAUACUCCGGCCUCAACUAAGUCUGUGAACAAUAAUGCUCAACUUUCCAGUAAACCUCCUGCUCCUGAUAUUCUCGUGAAACCAAAGAGACCGGCUCCAGUACCGUCGGAAACGUCGAGAAGGGCGCAAAUUACUAACAGUCGACCAAAAAGCUCUAAAAGCUCCAAACAAGAUUCGAGCUCUAUUUUUUAUACGGAUGUGUUAUCAGAUAGUCGUGAAUCAACUUCAAAACCCGAGAAGUCGUAUAAAUCGAAUCUCAGCAGUUUUUCUGGUCAAGUUUCGAGAAAACAACCUUUUUCACAAUCGAAUAUUCAAUCAACUCCAAAAACUGACAAGUCCUCCAAGUCGAAUGUAAGUGUUUCGUCUGGUCAAGUUUCGAAAAAACAACCUGUUUCACUACCGAAUAUGCAAUCUAAACCAAGUGCUCCGAGCAGGAAGCCAAUAGUCAAAAACGAGGAAAAGUCAAAUGAAACUAUCGCGGCUAAGGAGAAAUUACCUCCUAACAAGACAACUGAACCAAGACCUAAACUAAAACCGACAAUUAUUACUGCAAAGAAGCCAGUUGAGCUAAAACAAUCUUCUUCGGGAAAUGUUACAAAUGCGAAAGCUUCGGAAGAGGAUCCUCCACCUUCCAGACCUAGCUUUCCACCGAGCGCGGAAAUAACAAACGAGAUGCCAAAACAUUCUAGGGAAACAGGUGAAACCGGCGAGAAGAAGCAAAAGAAAUCUAAACCUUCUAGGCCACCGUUGGCAAAGGCAAAACCUUCAAGACCUCCACCUGCAAAAGCCCCGCCUGGAAAAGGGCCCCCUACCAAAGCUCCAGCUAGUAGAACUCCGUCUACCAAAAGUAAUGCGACAAGAAAAGUACCAGCAGAUGUUGCGGAUAAGACAGAGAGAAUCGCAGAAACAUCUUCUACCGUAAAGCCUUCUGGUCCUGCUCGUGCUCUAGCCAAGUUUGAUUACACUGGUGAAACAAAUGACGAUCUCACGUUUAAGGCUGGAGAUACGAUACUGCUGACCAGUAAGAUUGACGAUGCGUGGCUCCUCGGUUACCUGGAGGGGAAUGUUAUGCACCAAGGAUUGUUUCCAUCCAAUUUUGUUGAAGUCGUCGUUCCUUUGAAGGAACAACCCAGAUAUGACAGCAAACAGGAGGAAAAUGUCAAAACGUCAGAACCACAUGCUGUUGCUUUGCACGAUUUCGAUGGCCAAGGCGAAGGAGAGCUCACAUUCAUGUGUGGACAAACCAUCAUUUUAACGGAAAGAGUUAAUGCUGAUUGGUUGAGAGGCAGGUUGAACGGGAAGAUUGGUAUUUUCCCGAGCAACUUCGUUGAAGUUCGACAGGACUUACCGUUGACCACCGAUGAGAAUAGCGACGCUGUGACUCCCGCAGAAAAAAAUGAAAAAUCAGAAGAAUGGUGCGAAGCAACGCACGACUACAAUGGCGAACACACCGAUGAUCUAAGCUUCGUUGCUGGAACAACGAUCAAGAUCAUUGAAAGAAUUAGUGAUGAUUGGUUCCGGGGAACGCAUUCUGGGAAAAGUGGAAUAUUCCCAUCGUCUUUUGUGAAAAUUUCUGCCGACGAUAGCGUUCAAGAUGUCACGUAUGUAACUGCUGUCCAUGAUUAUCCCGGGGAGAGUCCUGAUGAUUUAUCUUUCAAAGUGGGCGACAGAAUCAAAGUUCUCGAUCACUUAAACUCGGAAUGGUUGAUGGGAGAAUGCAAUGGUCGGAAAGGGAUGCUUCCCAUCGCCUUCGUGGAAGAUUUGAAGAAAGAAAACACAUCAAAUGCUAGCAAUGGUGCUUCUCAAUUGAAAAUUGAAUCACUCGAGAAUUUUCAAACGGGCAAGGCACUACACGAUUUUAGUGGAGAAGCACCGGGCGAACUGCAUUUUGUUGCUGGUGAUUUGAUCAAAGUCCUGCGCACCAUUGACGAUAAUUGGAGUGAAGGAAUGAUCAAUGAUGUCACUGGUAUAUUUCCAACUGCUUUCGUUAAAUUGGAAUCUGACUCUCCAAAAGAAACAUUCAUUGCGAAGGCUUUGUAUGAUUUUGCUGGCGAGUCAAACCAAGACCUUCCUUUCAAGGCUGGAGAUGAAAUUGAAGUUCUGCGACAGCUGAACGACGACUGGUGGUGUGGAUUGUUUGCUGGUAAAACUGGACAUUUUCCAGCAUCUUUUGUCGAAAAACUGCCAUCGAAAUGACAUUUGCCACAUACCCCUGAGAGAAACUUUUAUAUACUUAAUUUAACCUGCGGCAACAUGACAAAUAAUAUUGUAAAUCGGAUGCCGCAGAUGUGAUAACAAUAGUGUAUAUUUUCAUAUAUCUGUUGUAUUUAUAUUGAAUGAAAACAGGCAUGGUGUUUAUCAAUAGGCCAAAUGAACGUUUUGAAUGAUA